Messenger RNA from Paramuricea clavata, 7987 nucleotides. Lineage: Eukaryota; Metazoa; Cnidaria; Anthozoa; Malacalcyonacea; Plexauridae. The record is from the annotation of a GenBank genome assembly.
AUGCAAAUGUGCAGUGGCCCGCCAUAUCAUCCAACAUGUGGUGCUCCAUUGCCUAUAUGUUCCAUACCAUCAGCACCAGUACUUGAAGUGUCACCCCCUGAAAGCACACCAUCACCUGUUGCUGUGGUGCCAACAAAGGGACCACCUCUGGAGGUAACUGGAGCAGGUCAAACAGGGACUAACACGGGGGCUAAUACGUCACCAAAUACCAACACACCAGCACCUAACUCCGACACUCCUGGUACAAGCACACAACCAAGUACAAAACCACCUACUAAUACAAAUAAUAUUGGCAACACAGCAACUGGCAAUGCACCAUCUGCUAAUACCAACACACCAUCACCAAAUACUGAUCAACCACCUGGCACCAACACAUUACCCAGUCCUAAUAUCCCUACCACAAACGCACAACCAAGUACCAAACCACCAACUAAUACAAAUAGUAACGUUUCACCAGGUAGCACACCAGCACCCAACGCUAACCAACAACCAUCCAAUACCAACACACCAACUAAUACAAAUAGUAACACUUCACCAACUAACCAACCGUCACCCAACACCAACCAACAACCACCCAAUACCAACACACCAAGUAAUACAAAUAGUAACACUUCACCAACCAACACUAACCAACAGUUACCCGACACUAACAAACAACCACCCAAUACCAACAAGCCAACUAAUACAAAUAGUAACACUUCACCAACUAACCAACCGUCACCCAACACCAACCAACAACCACCCAAUACCAACACACCAAGUAAUACAAAUAGUAACACUUCACCAACCAAUGCUAACCAACCGUCACCCAACACCAACCAACAACCAUCUAAUGCCAACACACCAACUAACACAAAUAGUAACACUUCACCAACCAACGCUAACCAACCGUCACCCAACACCAACCAACAACCAUCUGAUACCAACAAGCCAACUAACACAAAUAGUAACACUUCACCAACCAACGCUAACCAACCGUCACCCAAUACCAAUCCACCAUCAGACAACACCAAAUCGCCAUCAGACAACACCAACCCACCAACUAAUACAAAUAGCAACACUUCGCCAACUGAUAACACGGCCACUAGCACCAACCCAACCCAAUCUGCUAAAACUGGUUCUCCAGCUGGUGGCAAUGUACCCCCAGGUAAACCCGGUGUAUCAGUCAACUGUGGUGAGAUGGUGAAAAGUUGUAACGAUGGUAAUCAUGUGACCGUGACAGUCUCUGUACCAAUACAUGGUGGAAACAAACCUUCUCCUAAGGGAUCAGGCCUAAGUGAACUUCAAAGAGAUGCAAACAGUAAGUAUUAGUUUUAUUGUCAAGCCUGGUAAAAAUAUAGAUUAGCUAGAGGAAUGAAUACACUAAGUACUCAGAGUAGGCUAUUAAAUACUCAGGCAACAACGUUAAAUAUUCAUGAGCAAGAGUCACUAAAUAUUCGCGCAAUUUUUCUGCAAUGGAUCUAACUGUUCCCAGUAUUUUUGACCCAGUGGCCACGUUUUCAUGUUUUCCUGUUUUAGCAUUACAGGUACACAUUAAGGUUAUGCCCCUAUGUCUCGUGCACGAAUUUGUUUCCCUUUCAUCUUGAUCACAAGCCUAUCCUUAAACCUAUUGUACACGAAAAACAAGGAAAUAACCCAGGGCCGGAUUAACGUUCCGCAGGGCCCGUGGCAUAUUAUGGGGCGGACCCCCUUCCCAACCGUCCGAACGGCAUUUUAAAUCCUGAAUUCAGUAAAAUUAAAAAAAUAUCAUUUUGUAUUUCAUGCGUUGAAAAGUUUCCUGUGUAUUUACAAAAAGAGAAAGAAUUAUACAUCAAUAUAAUAUUUUGUGUAUUGUAUUCGAACUGAAAUUUAACCCGAUUUAUACCAUUAACAUUAUUAUUUACAGGGUAAAGAUAGCUAAACAUGAUAGCGUCCAUAUAAACUUCUGCCGCCUUCCACGAAAUUCAGCGAUCUUUUAGUAUUUAACAGUUUGCUGCAAAUUUCGAAAUUUUCUGAACCCUAUGAUUUUCUGGCCUCGCGAUCGCUUUUUUGGAGCCUCUUGCCCAAAGAAGGAACAAAAAAUUUUGUGUUCGCGGGCCUGCUUUUGGAACCUCGCCUUUUUUAACUUUGGGGCCUCGUGGUUUUUUUAGUUUGUGGUUUUGCUUUGGGGGCCUUGGACUCUUUAGGGCCCCGCGCUGUUUGGAUCCCGCGCUAAAACAGGGAACAAAAUAAUCGUUUGGGCCCCCGCACUUUGGGGCCUCGAUUUUUAAAUCUUGGGAGCCUAUAGCGUUUUCUGGGGACCUUGGAUUCUUUGGGGCCCCGCGCUGAAACACUAAAACAAGGAAGAAAAAGAAAACAUUUGGGGCUGAUUUUUUGGGGCCUCGUAUUUUCUGGGGGACUUGGGCUCUUUGGGGCCCCGCACUGGCGCAUUGUUUGGGCCACGCGCUGAGACAGGGAACAGAAAUUUCACAAAAAGAAUAGAAAAGAGAAGCGCGGGGCCCGUGGCAUAUGCCGCUUCUGCCAUAUGGUCAAUCCGGCACUGAAAUAACCAGAUGAAAACGAGACUAAGAGUGUAAUAAAAGAGUAGAGUCUAUUGCACAGAGCGGUGUCGCAAUAAACGGUUCGCAUGACUAUCCUACAGUUGGUAAAGCUUGACAUGUUUAGGAAAAUGAUCUUUGUGAAAUUCAUUGCUUUGAGAGUCGUACAUAUCUUCUUUGCCGAAUAGAUUUAAACAAACAUUGCCUAACUUUACAAAACUACAAUCCUGGAUAGCGCGUGCGUAGAUAGAAACACCUGGCUUCCCCAAAUCCAAUGCUUGCAAAAACAGCAUGCAAUUUUCAACGUCUUUUCGAUUGAUAGGGAUGCAACUACCUGAAAAAUACAAGGAGAACUUCGACGUUUCAAGGAAGGUCCUUCGUGGGGAACUUAGUAGCGGAGGCCCCACGUCCCUGUUAGAUGAUUAGGCGAAACUCAGUAGAUUUGUGAAAUAUACAAUGUUACAACCAACAUUGUACGGGGGAGCGGGAGAUCAGUACUGCACUGGAGAUACAAACUAUUAGUGCUACUGCAUUGGAGAUACAAACUAUUUUAAGAUGCCACUAUGUGUACAUGAACAGUAUCCUCCGAAUUUUUGCCAUGAUUGUAGCUUUUAGAAAAUUUAUAUUCUAGCGACCUUCGAUUUUUGCCCAGUCACGUUUAAAAGGAAAGGUUGUUAUAAAGACAAGCAUGAUGGUAUCCACCCGCUGCCAGAACUUCUCUUUACUGAUCGUGAUAGUUCAUCUAAAGUGUUUUCUGGGACUAUUAUCUCUUCAAAAGAUUGGGGAAAUUAUAUUCUAAAAUUAAUAUGUCGAUGUGCGGAGCAAGCUAAUCAGAAGAGGUUUACAUUCUUUGGAAUUCAACGGUAUGGUAAGUGUGCAAACUACAUGAACUAAGAUUUAGUUAUGAGGUUGACUUGCUUCGAUCAUUUCUUUUUGAGUAAUCCAUUGCUGCACGUUAUUUCUCCUGUUUGUCUUUCUCCUAAGCCAUAUAUAUAGUCUGUCAAGAUAUGAUCUGAAACCAGUUAAGGGGGGGGGGCAGUUCAACGUCAAAGCCACAAAAUGGAAAGACUGGUUUUGUUUGAUGUUGAACUGUAUCUCACCGUGCACAAACCUUUGUCUUAACUUCGUUAAAUGUUACUCAUCGUGAUUCGUGGUUGCACGUUAUUCCUAUUGCCAUGAUUACUUCAUUAUACGAAAAUACAUUGCAUGCGCUCAAUCACUGUGAUCCUUCGGUUUAUAUUAAAGCAGUUCAUUAAAAUAAUAGUAAGUGUGUGAUAGGCUACCCUAUAAUAUCAAGCAUAUUAGGCGUGUUUCAAAAGUCGCGCUUCUCAUGUGCCGAAUGCAUUAGAAACAAUAGAUGAGGCAUUUCAGCUGAUUAUCUAUUGUUUUUAGUGCGUUCGGCACAUGAGAAGCGCGACGUUUGAAACAGGCCUAGCUUAGAGUAUCCUGGACAGUUGGUUCGGUCGCAGCCGAUCAAUGAAUACGACCAUUAGUGGUUUGUAAUCAAUCUCUUGAGAUAAAUAAGACCGCAAAUAUACGGCGGCCAUGUUGGAGGAAAACAGGCCCCAAAUACAACAGCUGCCAAUGAUAUUCUUUUGUUAGCUAGCACUCCUUCAACAUGGCCGCCAUGACGUCAAGUGCAAACCAAGAAUACCAAAUUAUAUAAUUGUUCUUGACAAUGGUGUAAUGAUUUUAAAAUUAUAUCUUCGAAAGAGAUUUACCCUGCCACACAUUUUGAUGAAAGAAACGUUGAUAGUGUAAACAAGCCUAAUUUGUUUUCGUACCAGAUUCGUUUUCCACCUAUAUAGCUGUAGUGUUUUUUAAAAAAGAACAUCCAUGAUAUAAAUAUAUUGUUGUAGGAGAUUGUUGGAGUGGAAUGCAAUCGUCAAUAAAUAGUUACGAAACUCAAGGGACGUCAAAAGCAUGUAUUGCACGCGAUCAGUCACCUUGUGAAGAGGAUAGUGAGGCAUGUGUGGGAGAAAAUGGGGCCAAUUUCGUUUAUGAACUCUUAGGUAAGAUUCAUGUUAGAAACUCUCGAUAAAAAUAAAUUAUGUAUCUGCAAAUAAACAACUGAGUAAGUAGUAAUAAAGUUCAAAUGAAUAGUUACAGAGAUGAGGUAAGUAUAUGAAGUAAUGAAACUCUGGCGUAGUCAUCAGAGCAAUCGCCUUUCGCCUCGAGUUCGAUUUCUACGGAUUCAUGUGAAAAGAGUCGCCGAAAGUCGUGCAUGGGUUUCUUCGCGUUCUCCAGUUUCCAUCCACACUCGGACCCAUCCAGUUAACUUUCCCUGUGGAGUGUCACACUCCACAGGGAAAGUUAACUUGGUGGGUUACAUAGUUAGUGUUGAUAAUAGCCAGGAUAGUUUCGAAUUCAAUUUGGAUAAAACAUGCAGGAGUGAGUUUGUUUUAUCCAAAUUUCAAGCUAAUUAUAAUAGCUUGAAAAUUUCACUCAAUAGAGCUUGUUAAGGUAAAGUCUUUUCCAUUUUGAAAAAUGAUAUUUUCCACUUGCGGUGAUUUCAAUGCUUAUAACUUCUUGCUUUUGUAUGUAUAAUUAUAAUACUGUCAGUGGUGAAGCUGCCAUAGCAACAGGUCAUACUAUGCAAGUUUUCAAUGCCUGGUUCACACUAGUCGUAAGAAUCGGGGAUUGCCAUUGUCUGUGGUCAUUGGUGUGUAAAAUGCUUUGUCUGUCGGAAAAGAAUACAAUAGAUCGCCGAUGAAUUAAGACCAGUGUGAACCAGGCUUUAACAGCAUAGCAUGACCAGUUGCCAUGACUAGCUUGCUACUGAAAACUGUACAAUAUCAUAUAUAUAAACAAUAAUAAUACUUGAAUGAAUCAUUGGACAUGUAGAAUUUAAUAACAAUUUCAUAUGGCACCUUGAAGGCUAUGUUCACAGAACAACUGAAUAAUCUACUUAUGCAUGGGGAGACAAAAUCUAUUUGUCGACAUUUUUGUUUUAUAUGUCUGCUCCAGAUGACACCAUUCAUUUGCAAUGACGGACAAAGAUUGUACUCAGUCAUAUAACUGCAAAACUAUAUAAUAAGAAAGAAAUUGUGAGCAUUAUCGAAAAAUAUAGUAUACCCUGAAAUGCAGUGACACAGGUACACAGCCAGGUGAAUUAUUCGUGAUAUAUAUGAUAACCGGUAGGAUUAUUUCAUAUUAUGCUAACAAUGGACAUAUCUCAGAGAUAUAUUUUUACAGACUGUCAUAUACCUUGUAUAAAAGACGGUUUACAUAUUAUUACAUGUAACUGCUGGUAAGCUAGUUAAUUUAAUUAUGUGCAGACAACAAUCCACACUGUCACUGCGUUAACUGCAUGGGUUGCUAUCCUAUAUCUUUACAUUAUAAAGCAUAUACACAACUGAUUCCGCGUUUGUUCUUAAAACGUGCUGAAAUCACAUUGCUCUGUCUAUGAACAUCUAGAAUGAACACUAUAAACUCAUCGUCUUGGCACAUCGCCACACAAUAGACCUUUCCCCUUAUGAGUGAAAUUUUGAUCUAGAUAUGCCUGGAUAAAAAUUUCAUUACAGCUUGAAAGCGCAUCACAAAAAUAGUAAUAUUCCAAAGUUUCGUUGCGAAAUGUUGUAAAAUGCGGAUAAUAUAGCCUUGCAGAGUUUGCCGUUUUUCAGUCAUUUUGCAUUACAAACGGGAAAUUGAUAAUCAGUUUGAUCAUCUGUCAUGAGUAAUUCGUUCUUCCGGACCUUCCGGACGAGUUUGCAGGAAACAUCUUUUUAGAUUUUUUCUUAAAAACGCCCCACGUUUUAUACUGAAAUUAGUCGUCUGUUAUAGGUGGUCCUGGUCCUGAGAAAAAGAACAAGAUUUCUCACAAAAAAACAAGAAUAAAACUUGCAAAGGGUAAACGAGCAAGAAAUCAUCACGUUAUAAAGAAACAUCUUCAAAAUUUUUAACCGAAAUCUUUCCAUGGACUACGUCGUUUGAAGAGGCCUCGUUGAUUUGGCGCAGCAAGUUUGUGAAAUGGGGAUAAUAAUAGAAUAUUUUUUUACGGUUUUUCCAGGAUAGUAUUACGCCAUACAACUGCGUAGCUGUAGUCAGGAGGGUCGGGGUGAUUAUGGGCCUGUGGUUGUAAUAAUUUGAUUUAUUGUCGGAAUUUUUUAUCUACCAAGAAGAACUGUAAGUUACUGUAAAUCUAUAAUCAGUAAUUUAAGACCAGUUAGGAACGAAAUUAUGCAAAUACGGAAUGUGUAUAAAUUGUUAAAUAACAAUUUUCGUUUGAUAUUUGAUCAUUAAUAUAAAACGUGCUAUUAAAAAAUCUUUGUAAGAUUAAUAAUAUCAAAGUAGGCCUGGAAUGACGAAAAGAGUGUUUACUCACUUAUUUCUUGGCAUUCAAUAGUUUUACCAGUAUAUAUAGCGGCCAGCGCGUGCGUAUAAAAAUUUCUCUGGUGUAAUCCUCUAAUCUGUAACUCUGUCGGUUUGAAGAUCGAAUUUAUCAAUGUGGAAGUAUCGGACGUGAUUGAUUGUUUUGAUUCAACAAACUGUAGAGCUGUGCGGUUUCAGAAUUUUUAUCUCGGUUCCGGUUUUUCUGGAACAGAAAAACCUCGGUUCGGUGCGGUUUCGGUUAUUUUCAAAAAAGAAGAACAGUACAAAUGUAUGAACUCGUUUAUGUAUGUUUCGAGCAUUUUUACUAAAUAGAUGAAUUUAUGCCUUUGUAAGUUUGUAUAAAUCUCUGAAUAUUUUAAAAGAGCAAUCAAAUUGGAAUUUAUUUAUGAACAUAAAAUAUUUCUUUUCAAAAAAAUUUAAAGCAAGAGCAUGCACAUCAAUAAUUAUCACAACUAAAAUAUCAACUGUUUGAGCACUUAGUCGUUAGUUCAGUGCAUAUUGUGCACAAAGAGCACAAUCUUGUUAUUUUCCAAACAUUUCAACCUGCAAUCAGUUGGGCGUUUGGCGGGCGUUAAACAGGAAAUUAAAACCGAAACUACCGAUUCUUUUGCGUGUAAUUUUUCGGUACUAAAAAAAGUACCGGAAGAACCGAAUUUUUCGGUUAAUCGCACAGCUCUACAACAAAGCAAAAUCAUAAAAAAAUUUCUACCAGGUCUGAAAGAUACGCAAAGACAAGCCUUUCGCGAAAUCCUUGCAAACCGUGUUGAGAUCUCUGUGAGGCUUUUGAGAAUUGAGAGAAACGGCUGAAUAAAUGUUAUAGCACCAUCCAACCAGGCGUGCUUCCAGAUGAAGCUGGAAAAUCUUGUUCCGGUGUUCAAGAAGACGAUGAAGAAUAUGUGGAGAACUAUCGGUCAAUAUCUCAGCUAACGAUCAUAUCAAAGGUUCUUGAACGGUGUGCUCUGGUCAGACUGCGGGACCACCUUUUGCAAAUGCUAGACCGUGUACAACAUAGAUUUAUUCCUGGCAAAUCAUGUGCUACCCAGUUGGUUGAAAUUGUCGACUACAUUGGCUCGUUACUAGAAUCUGGCAAACAAACGGAUGUGAUAGUGAUAUGUCUAAAGUUCAACAUUCUCCUAUGA